AUGAACAACGACUUCUGGAAUCAGGCGCGAGGACCACCUCAGAAUCUGCCUCAGAAUCUAUCUAAUUCGAAUCAAAAUUCGCCUGUACCAGGGUCUACCAAUUCCAUACCUGCACAUUCACCGAGUCAACAAAGUAACAGUAGUCAGAUUCACGUUGUGACGCCAGGAGCUUUGGCUUUACAACAAGCCAAUCAGCAAACGCAACAAAAUAAUCAAGCACAUGCGCAGCAACAAGCACAGCAACAACAACAGCAAGCGCAGCACAAUGCCCAACAGCAAGCGCAACAACAACAAAAUGCACAACAACAGGCACAGCAACAAGCUCAACAGCAAGCGCAGCAACAGGCUCAGCAACAGGCGCAGCAGCAACAACAACAGCAACAGCAACAGAACGCACAGAUGAACCAACAACAACAACUUAAUCAACAGCAACAACCACAAACUAAUGGACCUAAUCAGCAACAAAAUCAGCAGUCCCAAUUAUCACCGCAUAUGGGAAGUCCUAACCCACACGCACAAGCAGCUCAUGCUCAUGCAUUAGCUCAAGUCGCUCAGCAGCAGCAGCAAAUGGUCAACAUGCACCAACAAUUGACCAGCGGUCAAUCGUCUCCUGACAAACUGAUGACAGAGAAGAUCGUAAAUGAAUUACAGCCAACCCCGCAAAAGAAUAAAGGCAAAAAGGAUGGUGAUGAUAAAUAA
This is a messenger RNA of Diabrotica balteata, 699 nucleotides long. The record is from the annotation of a GenBank genome assembly. Lineage: Eukaryota; Metazoa; Arthropoda; Insecta; Coleoptera; Chrysomelidae.